AAGAAAGGAAAGCAUAUUAUCCUGGUCCCGUUAGAAGACUCGUCAGUAAGGCUUUUCUAGCAAGCCCUGCGUUAAGAGAAUUCAUCUGCCAGCGAACACCGGAGAUAGCUCUCACAGUUGGCAUCUCUUACCGGAAGGUAUCCAUCUGGUGGUGAGCGCAGGAGGCGGCACCCCACAUCUGUCACCUUUUUUCAGGAGAGCAAAAUUUUAUUAUAGAUGAGACGUUCGUUUGGUUUGUCGAAAGAAAGUGUUUUGAAGGUCUCCUUUAGUUUCCUUUCAUAAAAUACUUUUCGAAAAGUAACAAAUUUCAACGAUACGUAAUCAUCGACGUAACAUUAACACAAUUAUGGAUUUGUUGGGAUCUAUUAUGAAUUCUAUGGAUAAACCUCCUACAGUCAGUGAUAAACAAAAAGCAUUGAUGAGAAAACAGAAAGAAGAAUAUCAGAAGCAGCAAAAAGCAGAAGCUGAAAGAUUAAAAAUAUUUCGUGAAAAGGUAGAAACAAAAAUGAAUAAGUUUCUUCAAGAUGACAGUAUUAAGGAAUACAAGUUCCCACCGAUGGAUCAGAUUCAUAGAAGUAUAAUACACGACGUUGCCGAAGUCGCAAAUGUGUGGGCAUAUUCCUUUGGAGAAGAUGGUGUGGAUCGGCACAUAAUGAUCUUUAAAAGGGAACAUGCACCAUCAGAAGAUCAGCUGAACGCAUUACGCAGAGGUGAAGAAUGGAAUGACAAAAUAGCUAAGCGGGUUGCCGAAGAGAAAGAAAGACGAGCCAAAGAAGAAAUAGAAAAUGCAAAAGCCAAGAAACGAAAAGACAACUUUGUACCUAAUAGUUAUUAUAAGGAUAAGUAUCAACACUUAAUAGGGAAGGAAGCAGCUCUAGAGGCAGCCAAGAAAACAGAAGCUAACAGCAGUUAUGGUUGUGUUCCCAGUGAAAACAAGAAAGAUCAAAGAAGUAUAGAACAAACAUUGGCAGACAUUCGUGCAAAGAAAAGAAAAUUAGAAGAAAAUGGAAACACUGAGAAAGAAAUAAUUAAAAUGGUUACAAAUCUCGACAACAAGGAAAUUAGACACGAUGCCGAUCAGCAAAACAUCCAUUCUGGUGGUGGUUCGAACAAUUCUGAAUCUACGUCGUCUGUACCUGGAAAACCAAAAUGGACCAUUACGAAAAUGUUGCGUAGACAAGCAAGACUUCGAAGGGAAUAUCUGUAUAGAAAAUCUGUUCAGGACAAGUUGAAGAGUAUACAAGAAAAGAAAGAAAAAUUGAAACGAAGUUUAGAAGAGAAUAUACCGAUACAUCCAGAUCUUAGGAAGGACGCGUUACGUGUACAGAAAAGUUUGGAAUGGGAAGAUGCUGGACCAGAAAUGGCUGUUGCUAUGGGCACCGAAAUGGGUGGAACUUUAGGCUCUCACGAGGAUGACGAAUACAGGUGGGCUGGAGUAGAAAAUCCGAAAAUUGUAAUUACCACUUCUCGUGAUCCUAGUUCCAGAUUGAAGAUGUUUGUUAAGGAAUUACGCCUAAUAUUUCCUAAUUCCCAGAGAAUGAAUCGUGGAAAUUAUGAAAUGAAGCAGCUCAUACAUGCUUGUAGGUCAAACGAUGUUACAGAUUUUGUAAUCGUACAUGAACACAGAGGAGUACCAGAUUCCCUGGUCAUCUGUCAUCUUCCGUACGGACCUACUGCAUAUUUUACAAUAUCAGAUGUUGUUAUGAGGCAUGAUAUACCAAAUAUUGGAACAAUGUCGGAACAAUAUCCUCAUUUGGUUUUUCAUAACUUUCAAACAAAGUUGGGAGAAAGAGUUGCUAGUAUUUUAAAGUACUUGUUCCCUGUGCCUAAAGAAGAUAGCAAAAGAAUAAUUACUUUUGCCAAUCACGAUGAUUACAUAUCUUUUCGCCAUCAUACUUACAAAAAAUUAAAUGGGAAGGACAUAGAGUUAACUGAAGUAGGCCCAAGAUUUCAAUUGAAACUCUAUGAAAUUAAACUAGCUACAUUGGAUGUGGAAGCAACUGCCGACAUAGAAUGGGCUUUAAGACCUUAUAUGAAUACUAGCCAUAAAAGAAGAUUUUUAUCCAAUGAAGAUGGGUGGCAGCAAGAAGAUGAUAUAUAAAGAAACUUUAAUCUUCAAAAGAUUCAUUGAACUGAAUAAAUUUUCAUAUAUUGUAUAUACAUUUAUUGAAUCUGACUGUAUGAAAUAAAUAAUUUUUGUAUGCAUUUA
This is a messenger RNA of Megalopta genalis, 2209 nucleotides long. Its product is annotated as sperm-associated antigen 7 homolog. Gene Ontology annotation, molecular function: nucleic acid binding. NCBI's taxonomy places the organism in Eukaryota, Metazoa, Arthropoda, Insecta, Hymenoptera, Halictidae. The record is from RefSeq and is a predicted model, not a curated record.